Messenger RNA from Gaeumannomyces tritici R3-111a-1, 267 nucleotides. RefSeq lists its product as hypothetical. The record is from RefSeq and is a predicted model, not a curated record. The transcript is spliced from 3 exons. The annotation marks the transcript as partial. Lineage: Eukaryota; Fungi; Ascomycota; Sordariomycetes; Magnaporthales; Magnaporthaceae.
AAAAUAAAAAAAACAUUUUUAAACAACGGAAAGGUUUUACGUAAAGCAAAGUUACUUUUAAACCGUUUAUAUUUAAAAAAUUUGCAAUAUAGCAAAAUAUUGUUUAUUAUAUUAGCAAUUACGAAUUUAUUUUCGAAAACGAAAAAAAACGCUACGCAAAUGCAUUACCCAAAUAUUAAGCGAUUAAAAAGCUUGCGGGAAAUACCGUUAUUAAACAAAAAAAUUACAAAUUGUUUAAAACGUUUCGGAUUUGUUAAAAUUUGGUAA